AUGUCAGCGUCCAACGUUCCCAAGGAGACCUCCGAGGAGAUCACUUUGACCGUGGCGCUCUUGAGUGGCGAGGGCGCCAAGAUCGUCGCGAACUUGGACUGGACGGUGAACCAACUCCGGCUGCAGGCACAGUGGUCCUUGCGCGUGGGGAUUUGCAGUUUAGUGAACUCCGAGGGCGAGGUCUUGAAGGGCCGGAGCACGCUGGCCCACUCAGGGCUAGUCGGAGGCGACCUCCUUCAUGCCACGGUGCGGCAAGCGCGCUUAGUCUCCACCCGGCAGAGCUACGCCUUCGCGCUGAUGAGGGGCGAUGGCUCCGUCGUGAGUUGGGGUUCAAGACGCUUGGGCGGCGAUUCCUCAAGAGUCCAGCAGGAGCUAAGGGACGUGGAGCAGAUCCAGGCCUCGGGUGGUGCCUUCGCGGCCAUCCGCGCCGACGGCCAGGUCAUCACCUGGGGAGAUAGCAGCAUGGGCGGCAAGACCGGAUGGCUGGAGAAUGUGAAGCAAAUCGAAGGCAGAUGGGAGGCUUCGCCGCUCUGCGCAUGGACGGAACUGUGGAGAGCUGGGGCCGCCAAAUUGGUGGGAACUGCUUGCCGAUGCAGCUCAGCCAGCUGA
Molecule: messenger RNA, 609 nt
Organism: Durusdinium trenchii
Lineage: Eukaryota; Dinophyceae; Suessiales; Symbiodiniaceae
Source: the annotation of a GenBank genome assembly